GCGACUACUGCGAGGAUGAGCACACACCAGUCCACACACUCCUCGCUACCCUCCAUUGGGCCUUCGGGCUCGCCCACGUCGCCCACAGCUUCCGAGAGGGGCUUCUCGGGCACGGCCAGCCUGCAGAACAGCAAAUUGAGCAUCAACUCCAAGCCACAGUCCCCGCAGCCGCCGCCUCUGCCGGAGGAGCCGACAUUCCUGGAGAAAGCGAAAUUUUAUACAUCACUAUGUUUAGGAACUACAGCAAUUUUAUCAGUGUUUGCCUUCCUCUUUUUGAUACCAUUCGUCGUGGAUCCGGCAAUCUCCACGAUUGUCGCUGACUACGAUCCCAUUCCCGUGACCUGUAUCGUGGUGGAUCACUCGUACGCCGAGGGAUUGAGGAACUGCACUUGGAGCUCAUGCAGAGAAGGAUGCACAACGGCGCCGCUCAAAUGUCACCAAUUGCUGGUAAAUUACACUAAGAUUCCGUGGCACGAGUGGCAAAAGGAGCCAAGAGACAUCACAGAAGUGACAUGGGAUGUGGGCGACACGAGAUUCCUUGUGAAUUCCGAGGGGUGCGGAUAUCCGCCCCGCGUCAACUGCUCAGAAUUUGCCAAACAAUUCGGCUUCUCCCACAUGGGUGAGCCGUUUCCGUGCUUCUACAGCCGCGCAUAUCCGGAAAUUGUCAUCUCACGAUACUCCUGGGAGGACAAUCUCAAGCACCUGAUCCUCUCCCUGAUCAUCCCCAAUGUCCUCUUCGCCAUCUCGAUUGGCGUCCUCAGCUAUUGGUAUUGUCCGUGCUGUGAUAAGGCAUGCCACAAGUCAACUAGAAUCUACGCAGAGAAAUUUCCGACCAAGGAAGACAAACUGUUAUGUCGCAGUGAUGAUGAGGAUGAUGAAUUGGAUUACUAAUAAAUUCAACUCAAAAAAAUCUAUGCGCAAAAACUCUAAAGCUUUUCAUCGAUUUUCUCACUUCAGUCACAUAUAAUUGAGUUCCAUUGAAUUCCCCGAAUUCUGUUCACGCCAUACAAUAGUUAUUAGUCAAACAAAACAAAGUGUUGUUAAUCAUUUCAUUCUCUCCAAAUUGAUUGUUAAAUUCCGCCAUCUCUUUCAAUAUCACACGUAAAUGCAAAUGUUAUUGAAUGUUUUUAUGACAAAUGACAGAAAAUUCUUAAAGAGUUCUUUAGUACAAAAUACCAAUGCAAGAAGUGCACAGAUUUAUAAGUUUUCAAAUCAUGCGCCAAAAUCAAUCACGUAAGAAAUUCAACUGGAAGUUGAAAGCCAGACAACAUUUUACGUAUGUUUUCUUUUCAUUUCUUUUCUUUCUUGUAGUUACUAAUUUUCAAUAAACGGACUUUGGCUCGUGGAUUGUAUUGAAUACAAAAUGAUAACAUUUAACGAAAUCAAAAUCACAUCACCCACUAUGUCUCAUACACAAAAUGUUCAUUUCUUGUUUCUAAUCUCUGUGUUAUGUACAUAAAAGAUGUCAGCAACUACUUGUAAGAAAAGGAUAAAAGAAUAUUUGUAGAAAAUAUUGCUGAAAGUACCACAAUCACACCAACAAUUCACGUCGAAAUCUGUCUGAAAUUUUGUAUUUUGUCUCUUGUGUUCAGUUCUCUUUACCUUUUCACAAGAUUGAUUGAUACAAUUUUGAUUUUCUUUUUAACUCUACAUCAAACGACAACAUCACACAGGUUUACAAUGGCUUUUUGAGAUCAUCUUUCUCAAAACAUUAUUUUAGGAAGUAACUCAGAAAAAGAAUUCAAGAAAUACUACAAAACAAUUAAAGACAAGUUAAUAAUGCCUUUUCUUUAAAGAAAAAAUUGUAGAAAGAGAAAAGAUGUGAGGAAAAGCUACAAAUUUCUCCAAUAAUCGCAAAAAAGAAUUUUGAGCACUAUUAAUAUUUCUCUUAUUCAAUAAAUAAAUAAAUAGUUAGGAGAGUCGGCAUAUUUGUGAAAUUUGCUUUCAAAGAUUAUCGUAUGUAUUAGAUUAUUUAUCUCUAAAUUCUUCAAAUACCAACAACAACCAAUUCCAAUGCGCAAUACAAUAAAAUGUAAAGUGAGAUGAAGAUGAGAAUAUUUCGAGUUCGACAUGAUGCCUAUAAAACUACGAAUUAUAAUAUUAAAGUCAUUCAAGAGGAAGAAAUCUGCAAGCGUAUGAAAUUUUCCCUCAAGCAAAGUGGCUAAUUGAAUAAUAAAUUACAUAAGAUGUGAAUAUUUCGAGAUAAUUUUCCGUUCUAUUAACUAUGCAGGGCUGUUAUCUAUUUAAAAAUGCAUCUCUAUAAUAUCAAUUUCUCUGUUACAACACACAAAAUAUAUCGUAAGCUUACAACCAAUGGUUUAACUUUCUGUUUAUGAGUGUCUUUCUUUCUCUCUUAAUGGGAAAAGUAAGGCGAUUUUGUAUCUUUAAACCAAAAGUGUUAUGUAUAAUAUUGACGAUGAGAAUUACACUGUGAAGGGAUAAAAUUUUUGUAUACCAUGCGACGUUAAUUUUAAUGAUUCUUUGGAGGAACAUUUUCAGAGCAUACAAUUUGUUAACUUUGAAAUAAGCGCUGAAAUAAAUU
Messenger RNA from Phlebotomus argentipes, 2542 nucleotides. RefSeq names its product protein tipE (gene Teh2). The record is from RefSeq and is a predicted model, not a curated record. Lineage: Eukaryota; Metazoa; Arthropoda; Insecta; Diptera; Psychodidae. Gene Ontology annotation, biological process: regulation of sodium ion transport. The transcript has 5 exons. Gene Ontology annotation, molecular function: sodium channel regulator activity. The coding region runs from base 16 to 891 and encodes 291 amino acids.